Messenger RNA from Melospiza melodia melodia, 588 nucleotides. RefSeq names its product CMRF35-like molecule 6. The transcript has 3 exons. Gene Ontology annotation, cellular component: plasma membrane. Lineage: Eukaryota; Metazoa; Chordata; Aves; Passeriformes; Passerellidae. The coding region runs from base 1 to 588 and encodes 195 amino acids. Gene Ontology annotation, molecular function: transmembrane signaling receptor activity. The record is from RefSeq and is a predicted model, not a curated record.
AUGCAGCUCCUGCCUCUGCUCGCCUGGGCGCUGCUGCCAGGCUGCGGGGCACUGACCGCGCCCGAAACCGUGCGGGGCUCCCUGGGCGGUUCCCUGUCCGUCACCUGCACGUAUCGGCUGGGCUUGGAGAAGUUGCCGAAGUUCUGGUGCAUACCAAGUACAGCGAUUGUUUAUGCCUGUGCUGAGGACAUCGUCAUCACCUCGGAAUCGCAGCCCGAGGUGGUGCGGGGCCGCUUCUCCAUCCGGGACAACCGCGCACAGCGGGCAUUCACGGUGACCGUGGAUUAUCUGUCCGAGAAGGACGCGGGCAUCUUCCGCUGUGGGGUGCGAACGGGAAUACUUUUGCGUGAUGACAGUGCUGAUGUGAAGGUGAUCGUGCUCCCAGCAGCAGUGACCCCCACGUCGCGGGACUGGGCACAGACUGCGGGAGGAGGUUUCACGCCGAGCGUGACAGGAACACGGGGCCCGGACGCACCGCAGGGGACCCGCGGCACUUUCCUCUAUUUCCCAGCGCUGGCCGGGCUGCAGCUGCUGGCGCUGCUGGCCAUGAUUGCGGCCGUGCUCUGGGUCAGCGUGCGGGGCCGCUGA